CAAGGCGAUAGCGGGGCCAUGCCAUCUGUCUCUGAAGCUCUUCUUCUUGUUCCGUUAUAAACCGAUUCUCUGUUUUUGUCUCUGUAGUUGACACACACAGUGAUGGCGUAUGGUGAGAUGGUGGAGGGAUCAUACGAAUGUCAACAACUUCACCUCUCUUCCUUUAUCAGAGACGUAAACUACAGCUGUGGUUCGUGCGGUUAUGAGCUGAACUUGAACUCCAGCAACCGCAACACUUCCCUCAUUGAUUCCAAAUACGGAAAGUCCAUAAAGAGAGGUAUAAUCUCAUUCUUCUCCGUGGAUGAGAGUAGGUUUACUCAGAUUCAACAAUUUCAUUGGUCAUCGUGGUCAUGGAUACCCUUUUUCAAUUCCAAGCGCCAAAGAACCAAGCUUCUUUGCCGCAGCUGUGGCAACCACCUUGGCUAUGCUUCCACCUUGCCCUCUCACUCUUGGGAUGGCAUCUCUGAUUCCAGAAUCUAUCAUAUCAAAUUAACCGCUUUGCUACCGUCCUUCCAUGAUGAACCUUCUCCAAUGUCAGAGGAUGUAGAUUUGUACCAGCGUGCUUCUUCCACUUUGGUGUUCUAA
Messenger RNA from Abrus precatorius (Indian licorice), 585 nucleotides. RefSeq lists its product as uncharacterized. Bases 103 to 585 code for a protein of 160 amino acids. The record is from RefSeq and is a predicted model, not a curated record. Lineage: Eukaryota; Viridiplantae; Streptophyta; Magnoliopsida; Fabales; Fabaceae. The transcript has 2 exons.